Molecule: messenger RNA, 4264 nt
Organism: Limanda limanda (common dab)
Lineage: Eukaryota; Metazoa; Chordata; Actinopteri; Pleuronectiformes; Pleuronectidae
Gene: csf2rb
Product: colony stimulating factor 2 receptor subunit beta
Exons: 15
Coding region: 117-2246 (709 amino acids)
Biological process (GO): cytokine-mediated signaling pathway; immunoglobulin mediated immune response
Cellular component (GO): external side of plasma membrane
Molecular function (GO): protein binding; cytokine receptor activity
Source: RefSeq, a predicted model, not a curated record
GGUGACGGCAGACUGACGGAUGGUCGCAAGGCAGAGUUCGUUUCUUUAGGCUGUGACGUCUCGUUGAUAUGAGACUUCGCUCCCCGGCCUCUUAACGCUCCCUGUCCCCAGAAACGAUGCCUCUCCUCUGGGUUGUGCUGUGGUCGGCACUCCCUCUCCUGGGUCUCCCCUCUGCUCCAGAAGGCUGCAGAUUCCCUGAGAGCAGCAGCUCAACGAACGAAUCUCCACUGCUGGAAUCCUUAAGUUGCCAUAACGACUACCAGUCCUACGUCCACUGCAAAUGGAAGAAACACGGAGACACGUCACCGCAGCUUUGGUUCCAAACUGGAAACAACAGGAAGUUGUGUGUGCCGUACAGCCCACCAGGCCCAGAUGAACCCGGGACUGUCCAGUGUAGAUAUGAAACCCGUGAUUUUUCAAUUGGCAUCAAUCACACUGUCUUCUUCCUCGAGAACGAGACACAGACUGUUUGUUCAUCGGUCCCACGAAAGCCUCUGGAUCUCUCUCAGCACGUGAGAGCUCGUCCACCAGAGGAUCUGUCUGCACACGAUCCGGGAGACGGAGGCCGAUGGCUCAGCUGGUCCAGUCCCUACUCCUCCUCUUCCUCCCCCUCCUCUUCCUCCUCCUCCUCCUCCUCCUCCUCCUCCUCCUCCUCCUCCUCCUCCUCCUCCUCCUGGAGCAGAAAUCUCAGCUACCAGCUCAGCUACAGACCAGAGCAACACGACCACUGGACUACCGAGGACGUCACAAACACCAGCGUGAAACUGGAGAGGCAACUGUUGCUUCCCGGUCGCAGGUACGAAUCCCGGGUGAGGGCCCGGGCCAGCGUGGGGCAGUGGAGCUCCUGGAGUCCGGUGGUGACCUGGAAGACUGAGGAAGACCCCGGGCAGCUUCCCAGAUUGCAUUGUGAGCUGCAUGGAGAGAAGGAGGUGAUGUGCAGCUGGGAGGUGAGCAGAGAGCUGGCUCCCUUCAUUAGCUACCACCUGGCCUGUCGACACCGCAACUCUGCAGCGUCUGAGAGCUGCUGCAUGAACCCAACAGUCAGCCGGGGGGGCAGCAGCACGGCCCUGAGGUACAGCUGCUCACUGACCAGCGUGGACACUGCACAUCUGCUGCUGGAGCUCAUCCCAACACACACGGCCAGGACGUUCAAGGCCUACCAGCACAUCCGUCCCAACCCGCCACGGCAGCUGAGAGUGAAAGAGAAAGACAACAAGUUGAUCGUGGAAUGGACUGAACCGAGCACAGCGUCCAAACUGAGACUGUUCUAUCAGGUCUGCUACCACAGAGUAGAUCAGGAAUGUUCCACCCCGCUGAACAUUUCCGAGGGCUCCACGUCCCUCAGCAUCCAGGGAGCGUCUCUGUCCCCGUCCCAGCUGCACCAGGUCAAAGUCAGGUCACUGGUCGUCCCCGGAGACGGUUCCAAGUACCAGGGGAUCCCGUCCGAAUGGACCGGUCCCGUAGACUGGACCUCACAUGCAGGAACCUGGUCCCUCACCACCUUGAUAUAUGUUCUCAUCGGUGUGUUUGCGGUCACGAUCUUCUUCACACUCUACUGCACCAUUCCAGCUUGUCAAAGGAGGGCUGUCCUGUGGGUGGAGUCCGUUCCCUCUCCACACAAAAGUAACAUCCUGUGUGAGAUCAAGUGUGUGACCAGCUGGACGCUGCAGACUGAGGACACGUCCAUCUGCAAAGUGCUACUGGACGACACAUCUGAAUGCUCCUCACAUGCUUCCCUGGUGCCGAUCACCACAGCUGAAGAAAAGCUGCUGGAGGCGGACGAAGGUUUCUGGACCAGUGACGACUUGUCCAGUCCUGCUGAGAAGAUGAGUUUCAGUGGACCGUACAUCUUCUGCAAGAGGUCAGAGCCCGACCACAAGUCAGAGGAGGACGAGUGUUCGGAGAAAGAAGACAGGACCUCAUCAGAGGACUCUCCCCCCCCUGUGAAAUUCACCCAGAACGCAGACGGCUACGUGUCUCUACCCAACCGCGGCGUCUCCAGGUCCACACAGGACCUGGUGUCUAACAGCGUUGUCAACACAAACACACACGGGCAGGACAGCGUGGAGCAGGAUCCACAGAGGGCAGGUGCCACGCUGGGGUCAGAGAAGACUGACCUCAGCGAGGCCCCCAGCAGGGAGCCACCUCCGGCCUACACCCCUGGACCUUUCGCCCCCUGGCCUCAAGGUGGCAGCUUACAGGCCUCGGGGUACUGCCACCUCCCACAGCACACAGGAGCAAAGUGACCUGCAGCACAUCAGAGCAGCACUUGAAGAAGGAGCCAUAAGGCCUUAAUCUCCAGAUAAUAACAAUUCAUCAAGCUGUGGUUUCCUCUGUUGUUAAAGGCUUUUAACUUCCUAUGUGAAACAAACAGAAUCAAAUGUGUUUAUCAUUGGGCUGUUACACAUUAGGGAGGAUUUAUUUAGAUUUAUCUUACUCUGACCUGAGAUCAUAGUGUCCAACCAAUGGGGGGCAGUAGUGAGCUGAACCUGUAAUUAAUGGGUUUGACUUCAGUAUGAAACACAAACUAACUUCAAACAGAGGUCAGGAUAAAAUAACAGGAUCAUGUUAAAGCUCGUCAUUUUCAAUGGGACAGAGUUUGAGAUUCUAAUUUCCAAUUUUUGCUAUUUAUUUGACAGAUUUUACAGUUAAGAUCUGUGUUGAAGUGUCAUAUGUUUUAUUAGUUCCUCAAACGUCACGUCUGUGUCACAGCUGAGAUAAGAAGCUAAGUUAUGUAAACUGAAUGUUUACUGUACGAAAUAUGCCUGUUUGCACAAAGCUGAGUUUAGACCUUGUUUUCAAUGUGAAUAUACAUAUGUGUUAUUUCUGCCCUUGUGUGUUUUCAGUAACAAACUGAGGCCUGCAGAGAUAUUUAACUGUUCAACGAUGAACUGAAAACAUACGUUAACACCACGUUAAAGUUAGGAGACUUUCCUUUUGGACCCUUCGAGGACACGUGUGAUGUGUUUGGAACUUUUCUUUGUGGAUCUUUUCUCGGACCUCUUGUUGUGUUUGCGGACUUCAGCCUUGUUGUCUACGUUGCAUUUGGUAAUGUCAUGGUAGCCAUAUUCUCUGAAAGGUAAGCCAAAGGGCCAUGAUCGCCCCCCUGGUGGCUGCCUGCAGCAUUGCUCAUGCUCUGCCUUUCCCAUGUUAGUUGAUAGGACAUGGACCAAACUAAAAUGUGAAUGUAUGUAUCAGAUACGUUUAACUCAUGGAUCGAUUCUGAUAUUUGCUAGAUAGAUAGAACUUACCACUCAGAUUUUUCUGGUAAGUUUGGUUUUAAUUAGUUAUUUGAUGCUCUAAAAAUGGGGUGAAAGGUCAUGAUUGACAGCUGAGACUGACUCAGGAUUGGUCACACACACACACAGUAUUUGGUGUGCAGGCAUGUAUGAGACUGCAAUGCAACAUUACUGUAAAACAUUUAUAUCAUGAGCAUAUUGUGGCGGGAUGACGCAGAACUCUUUCUUGUCUCUGCAGCGAGAACACAAUGCUGGAAUUCCAGGCAUGCUGAUAUUGACUUCCUGUGUUCUCAGCCCAUCGCUAGGUACAGCUUCCUGUCUGAUGAGGCUGAGCAGCAGUUCGACUCACACACCGACGGAGUCACGAUGCCCGCGAAGGCGUACAUAUUUUGGCGUUGACUACGGUUGUGGAACGGGAAAGUGAUUUGGUGGGUUUUCACAGGUUUGUCCAGAUGUUCAGCUCCAGAAACAGUCACAUUCCACAGUUUCACAUCCACCGUCAGGGAGCGUUUGUUCCCUGAAGGAGGUCGGUGCUUCGGACAGAUUCACAUCAAUCCUGAUCAGUGAAAAGGAAAAGGUUGUGUGUGGACGGACACAGCAGGGUUAGUGUGUGUGUGUGUGUCUGAUAUCCGGGUGGAUGUGUGAUCAUCUGUGUACAGCGUGUCCCUGUCCGCUCCCGUACAUAAAAAACAGGAAAAUAAAAGCGCUGGAAGGUGUAGGGAGUGUGCGGAGCCACACGGAUGCUUGUGUAACCUCCUGUUCAAAGACCUCCUGUUUCCUCAGCCCUGUCCAGCAGGGAAUCCAGGCCACACUCAAACACACACUCACGUCAGAGACUUGUCGUCUGAGGCUGUCGGGACAAUUAUGGGCUCUUUGUCAGUGUAACAUUAAACUGUUGUUUUGUUUGUUUUCCUCUUUUUGAUAUUUUGUUUUCGUUUCUUUUAUAGUUCUGUAAUUUCUUAUGACUUGCUGGUCAAGUGGUGACAACCUCACAUGCCCCCAUAUGUCAAUGCAUAUAUUUUAUA